Puccinia triticina is the source of this 267-nucleotide messenger RNA. RefSeq lists its product as uncharacterized. The transcript is spliced from 2 exons. The coding region runs from base 1 to 267 and encodes 88 amino acids. Lineage: Eukaryota; Fungi; Basidiomycota; Pucciniomycetes; Pucciniales; Pucciniaceae. The record is from RefSeq and is a predicted model, not a curated record.
AUGCUCCGCGCGCUCAACAAUGACAACAACCAGGAGUUCAGGGAGUCAGUUGCCAAGGUCUUGGAUGAAUCACACCUUGACCAUCUUGUCAACAGCCUUGACACCGUUCUGGGCGCUGCUCCUACGCCGUUCUCUGCGCCUGUGCAAUUGAUCAAAGAGAAGCUGAAGAUAUGUGAGGGUGCCUACCACAAGCUCUCUGCAAUCAUCCCCAGUCCAUAUUUCCUGCCAAGACUGAACCUCUCCCAACACUCUUUGCCCUCAAACUAA